CAACAACAGCAAAAUCCUCCAGUAGCUUCGCAUCACUGUAGUUUAUCAAUAUGUCAUAAAAUCUCUCUGUGGUUUAGCCCCUCUAUUUUAGCCUGCCCCACCUCCCCUUCCCUUCCUUCCUCAGCUUUCAACAUAGGCCCGCCAGGCUUCUUCCAGCUCCCCUGAGAGCCUGGCUGUGUCUCCCCUUUCCCUGCUGCAUAGCAUCCUCUUCCUCCUCUGUUCACCUGCCGAUACCUGCCUGUUCUUCCAUGUUCUUUCACGUGUUGCUCAUUAAUCGCUUCUCCCAGGAAGCCUUCCUUGACUCUUAGGUUGAGUCUGGGACUCCCUAAAUAUACCAGGCACUGGUAGAAAUGUUUAUUAUCUUGAUUGUGGUGAUGGUUUCACACAUGUGUGUGUCAAAACACCAAAGUGUCCGCUCAGCUAUAUGCAGUUUGUUUUGUGUCAGUAUCCUGUGCACAUUUCCAUGGCUGUACUCACCACAUAGUUUUAUUAUAAUUUACAUGUAAUUUACAUUCUCCUCCCCACCAGACUGUGAGGCCCCUUGAGGGAAAGCAGGGAUCUUGGAGACAUCUUAUUUGGAUCCCUGAGUCCUACAGUAGGGUGGUUGGUAUUUGUGCAAUGAUGUGCAUAACGCUUGAUACUGACCCAAGGAAUGGAACAGAUCAGCUAUUCAACCAGACGUGGGUAAUCAUCUUAAAACCUUCCCUAGACACCAUGCCACAAGAAGAGUGAUCUGUUCCCCAUUUUCACAAUGGAAGACUCGGGAAAGACUUUCAGCUCUGAGGAGGAAGAAGCAAACUAUUGGAAAGACCUGGCAAUGACUUACAAGCAGAGGGCGGAGAACACACAAGAGGAACUUCGAGAAUUCCAGGAGGGAAGCCGAGAAUAUGAAGCUGAAUUGGAGACGCAGCUGCAACAGAUUGAAACCAGGAACAGAGACCUCCUGUCGGAAAAUAACCGCCUGCGCAUGGAACUAGAAACCAUCAAGGAGAAGUUUGAAAUGCAGCAUUCCGAAGGCUACCGGCAGAUCUCGGCCUUGGAGGAUGACCUCGCACAGACGAAGGCAAUUAAAGACCAGCUGCAAAAGUACAUCAGAGAGCUGGAGCAAGCCAAUGAUGACUUGGAAAGAGCCAAGCGAGCCACGAUCAUGUCUCUGGAAGACUUUGAGCAGCGCUUGAAUCAAGCCAUUGAAAGAAAUGCCUUCCUGGAAAGUGAACUUGACGAGAAGGAGAAUCUCCUGGAAUCUGUUCAGAGACUGAAGGAUGAAGCCAGGGAUUUGCGGCAGGAACUGGCCGUGCAACAGAAGCAAGAAAAGCCCAGGACCCCCUUGCCCAGUGCAGUGGAAGCUGAAAGGACAGACACUGCCGUGCAGGCCACUGGCUCCGUGCCAUCCACUCCCGUCACGCAUCGGGGACCCAGCUCCAGUUUAAACACACCAGGGACCUUCAGGCGUGGCCUGGACGACUCCACUGGGGGGACCCCCCUCACACCCGCAGCCCGGAUAUCAGCCCUCAACAUUGUGGGAGACCUGCUGCGGAAAGUGGGGGCGCUGGAGUCCAAGCUCGCAUCCUGUCGGAACUUCGUAUAUGAUCAGUCCCCAAACCGAACAAGUGGCCCAGCCUCAGGGCGGGGGAACAAGAACAGGGACGGCAGCGACAGAUGGCAGAGCAGCACCACCGCACCUUUGGGUGAUAAAGGGUUGGGAAAACGCCUGGAAUUUGGGAAGCCGCCUUCACACACAUCCUCACCGUCGCUGCCGUCAGCCCAGGGUGUAGUCAAGAUGUUGCUUUAGGAAAACCACGCAAGCGGAAGCCCCUGGUGUUUGUGCAGGAGUUGUUACCUUUCUUCGUCUCUUUACACUAAGUUUUUGUUCUAUUCUGUAUUGUUUGAGGUUAGUUUGAGAUGUGAGCCAGCAGUCACCAUAGUUCGCUUUGUGCUUUGUGGCCCAAGCCAAUGACUGAGGCCAUCCAUCAGCUGUGGCCCCUGGGGUUCGUCUGUCCCUGUGAAAUGUCUCAUCAUUCCUGGCCUCCCUCUCGGUGCGUGCAUUGGUAAGAGGGACAGACCGGGCCCUCUGGGGAGGGCUCCAAAGUGUGGGUGGUGAGGCUACACCCUCAUGCCGAGCCAACCCAAGAGGAGUCCUCAUCGCUCUUGGGAGGUGUUUUUAAUGUCCUGUCUCAGAGGCUCUCCCCCCAUCCCCAGUCAGCUGGAAUUGUCUUCCAGAGCAAGAUCCCCCAGUGCUUUAUGGCGUGCUGAAAUCAUGUCUAGGAGUAGAGAACAGAAUGGUAGGCACACGCCUUUUUUUAAACUGUGGUAGUGUACCUCUGAGACUUUUUAAUUUGCCUCUCAUUGAGGUUUUUAGAGGUGUGUUUGAGUUUCAGAGUAAUUUUCAGGUCAACCAGGGUUGGUGGGAAACCUACGUCCUGUUUAGGUAAAUCCUAACCAUUAGAUUUCCCGAGUCCCCUGCCCUGGCGUGGAGGUGACUUCUGCUUCUGGACCUUGGAGGUCACUGGGGUAGAGGUGGCCUUGGUCAUGCAGCCCCCAAGAACAGGACUCAUUCAAAGCCAUCAUGAAGUCACCAGGUUUAUCUUCAAGUAAGUUGAAAACACAAGAUUGUUGUUGGCAGCUUCCUUGUCAAAGAAAGAAACCAACACCAGAUUUCCAAAGCACAGCAGCGUGUCUGCUUGUCACUGCGUGUUAGGGACCGCCGCCCCACGCUUUCAGAUGCAAGUAAAAGAAAGAGCACACUAAUUUCAAGGUCGUGCACGCAGCUUCAUGGCCUUCCUUUUGUUACUAAGUUAUUUUCUGAAAGAACAGCAAAAGUUUCCUGUCGUUGAAAAUAGAACAUUUUAAGCGAGACCGAACCUCGGCAGAGGCGUAAGCUGCCGGGUGGGUUCGUUACUCGAGAAACAUUCUAACCAACCUGUAUUGGUAAAAGAUGUACUUUUAUUUUUUUAAAAGAAUAAUAAAAUCAAGAGGAACUAA
This is a messenger RNA of Microcebus murinus (gray mouse lemur), 2982 nucleotides long. The record is from RefSeq and is a predicted model, not a curated record. Lineage: Eukaryota; Metazoa; Chordata; Mammalia; Primates; Cheirogaleidae.